Carassius auratus (goldfish) is the source of this 1052-nucleotide messenger RNA. It is a transcript of the gene casp21, whose product is annotated as caspase 21, apoptosis-related cysteine peptidase. The coding region runs from base 63 to 860 and encodes 265 amino acids. Gene Ontology annotation, molecular function: cysteine-type endopeptidase activity. Gene Ontology annotation, biological process: proteolysis. The record is from RefSeq and is a predicted model, not a curated record. NCBI's taxonomy places the organism in Eukaryota, Metazoa, Chordata, Actinopteri, Cypriniformes, Cyprinidae. The transcript is spliced from 6 exons.
AGGGACAUUUAGAAUGAGAGAAGUAAGACUGUAAGCUUGACUUUCUUGAAUCAAGUCUCAGAAUGAGUUCGCAAGGUUCCGAAGGUCACAGUCCUGUGGAGAUGGCCUGUUCAUUUGAACCUUAUAAGAAGCAUAAAAACGUAGGCAAAUGUCUAAUCAUCAGUAAUGAGGACUUCCGCUCACCACAAUUUUGUAGAAAAGGCUGUUCAGUAGACGAAAACCUACUGUCGAACACGUUCAAGUCCCUGGGUUUUCAUGUUCAGGUGGAGAAGAACUUGUCAGCUAAUGAAAUGAUCGGUGCAUUAAGGAAAGUUUCUAAGGAGAACCACACAGAGAAUUCCUGCUUUGUAUGUGUACUGAUGAGUCACGGAUUGGAAGGAACAAUUCUGGGAUCGGAUGAGCGCUGGAUCCCUAUCAAAUCUCUGACCUCUUUAAUGACCUCUGACUUCUGCCCUACUCUGCGGGACAAACCAAAACUCUUCUUCCUACAGGCCUGCAGGGGGCAGGAAUAUGACCCUGGUGUUGAGGCGGACAGUGUAGAAGCACCAGAGGAAUGUUUUGGAAUAUCUGACGCACCCGAAGCAGAUUUUCUCUGCUGUUAUUCCACAGUGGAAGGGUACUUCGCUUGGAGAAAUCCAGACACAGGCUCUGUAUUUAUCCGUGAACUUUGCAAGAUGUUGAAGGACUGUCAUCUAGAGAUUAUUCAGAUUCUGACAAGAGUAAAUCAUUGCGUGGCCAAUCAGUUCCAGUCUAACACCAAUGACCCGGAUACACAUAGAAAGAGACAAAUGCCGUGCUUUGCCUCCAGACUGACCAAGGAGUUUUACUUUCAUGUGCCAGAGAAGAAAAAGAAAUUUUAAUUUUUAAAUGAUUGACAGCAAUCAGUGAUAUUGUUUGCGAGUCAGCAUUGUAUUAAUAUGUUAGCCCUUAUAUGCAAAUACUUUUCAUUCGGUGUUCUGUAAGAAUACAUUGGUUAAUUAAUUGAUAUGCAAUGGAAGAUCAAUAUCUAAACUGUCUAAGUGCAUGCAAUUAAUUAAAUACUUCAGGUACUU